AACAUAGUAGGUUGAUAGACUUUUGAAUUCACUCACUGAAAAAUUAAAGUACAAAACAGAAACAGGGUUUUUGCUUAGUCAUGGAACUCGAGGUAGUUAAGAGUUUAGAGGAAAUUGCUGCAUGUGCCAAGUUGCAAUUAAAUGAAAUCGAUCUCAUCCCCCGAACAUCGAAAUGUGGAAAAAGUGUUUUAGAGAUUUUCGACGUUGAUGAGAAGGUCAGUUUCUCAUCCGAUGGAGGUGAGGAGGAAGUGGAUAUUGAACUUGAGCGUUCAGAGCAGUCCGAUGAUAGACCAGAGAAAAUGGCACAUGAAAUUGAUUGUUUGAUUCGACAGAUUGAGCAAAUGCAAAUGGCGAUUAGGAAACGUCAACUUAAAAAGAGUAGCGAACAGGUCAGUGAGGAAUCUGCAGGACAAGAAACGGAAGCCCUGACCGAGUGUCAAGUUAGAUGCAAACAGAGAGAAAAUCAGGAAAAUUACGUUGAAGCCAAUGUAAAUCGGAAACACCAACCGCUGUGCGGCAAUGAGUUACUGGAAGCAAGGAGUCUUCGUCAGGCCCACAAUCGCAUCCAACAACAAAUAGAUGAAGUUAUAUGCAGGUAUAGAAAGCUCCGCGAAGUCAUCUUCCAAAUGCGGAAAAGUAUUCGCUGCAUGGAAGGCAAUCUUAUAGAUCUAAAUUCGAAAACCGAAAAAUAUAUAGUUUGGUUCGGCGAAGUUGCCAAGGAAAUGAAUGUGUGCAAGGAGCGUUAUAAUUACUUACUCGAAGCCAAGAUGUCCAGACGGGAGGCAUUAAAAACAGACCAAGUUCAUACCGCCCGAUUCCUUAAAUAUAAUGCUGCUUAUGUUACCAAAACUCUUCUAAAACGCGAAAUCGCUGAGUUCAUUGACGAGGUAAAGGAUAUUGAGACUCUAAUGAGUGAGCUGCACAAGGAACUGGAUAGGAAUAUGGCUCUUUUCGAAAUACCACGCACUAAUUCGCUGGAUAAUCCAGCCGCGUUUCUAGCUUCCAUGGCUUGGACAGUUAGACUAUCCGACGAGUUCCGGAAAUCAGGAAUAAAACUUAAAGACGGUGUCAAUUAGUAGUUGAUCAUUAAGAAAGCAAUUCACAUGUUUGAAGAAAUGAAAAAUAUUUAUUAAUUGUUAAGUCAAAUUAUUGUUAUCACAAAAUUGUUGCGAAAAAAUGAGUAAGAAGAAAGAUAUAGUAA
Messenger RNA from Drosophila santomea, 1201 nucleotides. RefSeq lists its product as uncharacterized. The record is from RefSeq and is a predicted model, not a curated record. Bases 81 to 1076 code for a protein of 331 amino acids. Lineage: Eukaryota; Metazoa; Arthropoda; Insecta; Diptera; Drosophilidae. The transcript has a single exon.